This is a messenger RNA of Clonostachys rhizophaga, 2370 nucleotides long. NCBI's taxonomy places the organism in Eukaryota, Fungi, Ascomycota, Sordariomycetes, Hypocreales, Bionectriaceae. The record is from the annotation of a GenBank genome assembly.
AUGUUGCACCCCACUGAUAAUGGCCGCCGCUACGAGCUGACCAGCCCAACCGCGAUGCCGGUGGCUGGGGGGUUCCUCUGGAACCGGAGGAUGAUGAUACAGGCAACCUGCCGCGGGUACGCAACCGCGCAGUUCAUGCAGCCCGAGCCGGCCAAAUACUCCCAUUCGCCCAACAUCGAGGCCAAGACGUUCAUGCAGCCCGAGCAGAACUACUACGCCCACCACCCCGGCCGGUUCGUCUACGUCAAGGACGAGGAGACCAAUGAGAUAUUCUCCGCCCCCUACGAGCCUGUCCGCGCCAAACUCGACAGCUUCAGCUUCUCCCAGGGCCAGAGCGACAUCACGUGGACUGUGGAAUGCCUCGGGAUCCGUGUACUUAUGAAACUGAGCCUCCCAACCGACGAUGUGGCUGAGCUGUGGACUGUCAAGGUGACCAACCUGUCUGGUCGGGAGAGGAAAAUCAGUGUUUACCCGUACUUUGUUGUUGGCUACAAAUCAUGGAUGAACCAAUCGGCUGUUUACCGAGAAGAUCUUGUUGGUGUGGUCGCCAGCUGCAUUGCUCCCUACCAGAAGGUGGAGGAUUAUCCCAAGCAAAAGUACUUCAAGGACAAGACCUUUUUCCUCUGCGAGAAGCCGCCAGUGUCUUGGGAAACUCGACAACAGUCGCUCGAGGGCGAGGGUGGGUUGCACGCCCCAUCAGCGAUACUUGAAAGGGAUGAGCUGAGUGGCAGUGACGCCAUCUACGAGACGCCGGCCGCUGCAGUCCAGUACCGGGAAACCCUGGCCGCGUCAGAGGAACGCGAAUACCGAUUCCUUUUCGGCCCAGCCUUUGAUGAUGCUGAAAUUAAAGGGAUAAAGGAGAAAUAUCUCUCUGCAAAGGCUUUUGAGACAACGGCCCAGGAGUACGCGGCAUACGUCGCCAGCGGGUCUGGUGUUCUGCAAAUAGAGACACCAGACAAGGACCUGGAUAACUUUAUCAACAACUGGAUUGCCCGGCAGACCUUCUAUCACGGGGACGUCAACCGAUUGUCCACGGACCCCCAAACUAGGAACUAUCUGCAGGACAACAUGGGCAUGUCGUACAUCCGGCCUGCCACGGCACGGGAUGCGUUCAUCACUGCACUGAAGCAGCAGGAGCCCAACGGCUCCAUGCCAGACGGGAUCAUCCUGAUCGAGGGAGGAACACUCAAGUACAUCAACCAGAUCCCGCAUACCGACCACUGCGUCUGGCUUCCGGUGGCUCUAGAGACUUACCUCGCCGAGACAGGCGACUACGACCUUCUCCAGGAGAGCUUGACCAGCAAGCACGGCGACACCUACACCAUUUUCGACCGCUUCAGCCGCGCCGUGGACUGGCUGCUGGGUGCCAAGGACGAGUACGGGAUCAGCUACCUCGCGCAGGGCGACUGGUGCGACCCGCUCAACAUGGCCGGAUACAAGGGCAAGGGAGUCUCCGGCUGGCUGACCGUCGCCACUGCGUUCGCCGCGAAGCUGUGGGCGGACGUCUGCGAGCAGGUAGGGAACAAGGAAGCAGCAGAGCACUUCAGGGCGGGGGCCAAGGAGUUCAACGAUGCGGCGAACAAGCACCUCUGGGAGGGUGACUGGUACCUCCGCGGCAUCACCGACGACGGUGUGCUCUUUGGUGUCUCUUCGGACGUCGAGGGGCGCAUCUGGCUCAACCCGCAAGCCUGGGCCAUUCUCAGCGGUGCGGCAUCGCCAGAGCGGACAGCCAAGAUCCUGAAGGAGGUUGAGGAGCAGCUGGAGACGCCGUACGGAGCCGCCAUGUUCGCACCGCCCUACACGAAGAUGCGCGAGGAUAUUGGACGAGUAACCCAGAAGUUCCCCGGGUCCGCCGAGAAUGGGUCGGUGUACAAUCAUGCCAGUGCCUUCUACAUCCACAGUCUGUACAGCAUUGGGGAGAGCGAUCGGGCGUACCGGCUGCUCCGAAAGAUGAUCCCAGGCCCGACGGAGGAGGACUAUCUACAGAGAGGGCAGAUGCCAGUGUUCAUCCCCAACUAUUACCGGGGCGCGUACCACCAGUAUCCUCGCACGGCUGGCCGGUCGAGCCAGCUGUUCAACACGGGCACGAUUCCUUGGGUCUACCGAAGCUUCAUUGAAGGGCUGUGCGGCCUCAGAGGCGACGCCGAGGGCUUGCGUGUGAAUCCACAACUGCCAUCGCAUUGGGACGGCAUCAAGGCUACACGGGUGUUCCGCGGUGCCACGUUCAACGUGGACAUCCAGCGUGCAGACGUCGAGUCCGUGACUGUUUCCAUAGAUGGUGCUACUCUUCCAGAACCUCGGGUGACCGGAAUCAGAGAGUGUGCGACAUAUCAACUGUCAGUGUCCGUCCCUCUCAAAAGCGCCGCUUGA